GGGACUUGCCUGACUUUUCCACCUCCACCCACCCAGCUAAACACCGCCCCCCGCCCCCCGCCAACUCGCGACGCGGAUGGGACGGCGGAGGACCCAGCGAGCAUGCGCGACCAUCCCGAGCAUGCUCAGUAGCGCUUGCGGUGCCCCGGACCUUCGGCCCAGAGCUGCGGCCGACGCGGAGGUUUCGGCGGCUUCUGCGGCCGUGACGGGAAGUGAGGUGGUGCGGCUGGGCGACCGCGGCGGCACAAACAGAGGCGGAAGGGUCGCUGCGGCGACGACGUCGUCGACCCGGGUGACCGAGGGGGCUGAGCGCCGAGGGCACUCGCCCGCUCGGAAGCCGGAUCCCGAGCCAGGCAGGAUGGAUCAUCACCAGCCGGGGACUGGCCGCUACCAGGUGCUUCACAAUGAAGAGGAUAAUUCAGAAUCAUCUGCUGUAGAGCAGCCGUCAACUUCAAACCCAACACCACAAAAUGUGCAGGCUGCUCCUUCAGCAUCUGGACUUGAGACUGACUCUUCUCCUCCACCUUAUAGCAGUAUUACUGUGGAAGUACCUACAACUUCAGAUACAGAAGUUUACAGUGAGUUUUAUCCUGUGCCACCUCCUUACAGUGUUGCUACCUCUCUUCCUACGUAUGAUGAAGCUGAGAAGGCCAAAGCUGCUGCAAUGGCAGCUGCAGCAGCAGAAACAUCUCAAAGAAUUCAAGAGGAAGAGUGUCCAACAAGAGAUGACUUCAGUGACGCAGACCAGCUCAGAGUGGGUAAUGAUGGGAUUUUCAUGCUGGCGUUUUUCAUGGCAUUUAUUUUCAACUGGCUUGGAUUUUGUUUAUCCUUCUGUAUCACCAAUACCAUAGCUGGAAGGUAUGGUGCCAUCUGUGGAUUUGGCCUUUCAUUGAUCAAAUGGAUCCUUAUUGUCAGGUUUUCUGAUUAUUUUACUGGAUAUUUCAACGGACAGUAUUGGCUUUGGUGGAUAUUUCUUGUACUUGGCCUGCUUCUUUUCUUCAGAGGAUUUGUUAAUUAUCUAAAAGUCAGAAACAUGUCUGAAAGCAUGGCAGCUGCUCAUAGAACAAGAUAUUUCUUCUUAUUAUAGAGCUUGACCACAGGAUGUAUACGAAGUAACCACCAGCACAGCAUUUGAAAGCUUGAAAAACAAAAUAUGACAAAGCACUUACACAGAGAGAAUGGGCAUUUUGCAUAAAACAGUGUGAAAUUCACAUAGAUAUCUGGUGGAUAAAACAAACAAAAAAACAAAUCUGAUUGAGAAGCAACUUGCCAUGCACUGAUCUUAACAAACUGGAUCAAUGAAUAAAAGUUGUGUGAAGAAAAUAGGAGCUUUGUUACUAUUUUCUUAAUGUGUGCCAGUUUGUAUCAACAACCAAGGCUGCAACUUGAAUAAAUGGGAAUAUAAAGAAAUGAGCAGAGGUUGUCUUACUGGUUACCCAGUGAGUUUCUGGAGGCUGUGUCUAUAGUAAAGGCAUUUAUUUAUUGUGCAGCUAGUAGAUCUUCACAUGAAGAGACCUCAUAUCUCUACUCGCUAUACUAUUGAUACUUUUAAAGCAAGUACCAUACACUUCAUUGAUUUGAACUUUUAAAGUAGUUGAACCGCAUAAGCAAAAUGUCUACUAAAACACUUAACUUCUGGAUGUAUCUUUAAGUACAAAAUGCUUCAAGUUGCUAUGACUUAAGUAUAAAUAAAUUGUAUGGUUUGUGAUUUGGUUGCUUAAAUUUUAUGCUUAUAUGAGUUUUACAUAAGCUGACAUGAUUUACUUAUUUCUGCUGAAGAGAACAAUGAUUACAAUUGCAUUUCUGGAUUAUAUUUAAAUAUCACUUUAAAUGUUCCACUAAGGUUUCUUCCUCCCCCUAGAAGAUGUCACAUUUUCUCUUUAACUGGUAAAAUGUCUUUACAAGCAGUGACCUUAAGAGUUUGUCCAUAUUACCUGUAAGAUAAAAGGCAAAGUAAUUUUACUAACUUAAAUGAUAUUCUGUGAAUAUUCAGUGUGAUUACCUUGUUUGCAUUUUCAAGAGUUUAAACUCUAAUGUAAAUAUUUUCUAGAUGGUUAGAAGCCUAAACUUUAGAAUAUAUUUUGAUAUAUGCUACCUUAUGUCAUUCUUACCAAAAGGAUAUUAUAUACUUGAUGUAAUACUGCUUAUAAGAUCAGUUUUCAUUAUGCUGUCGUUUAGAUAAUUGCAACUUAAUACAUUUUAAGGCUAAUUCUUUUUGUCCCUAGACUGCAUCGACCAGACAUUCCUUUCUUGUAUCAAUGUGAAAUUUCCAGAUCGUCUGUAAGCCUGCAACUUUAAUAAGAUAGAAGACUACUAAAAGCAGAAGACAAAUUAGUGAGGAAAAGAUAGAGCUUCAUAACUGAAUGGCAGAGUGGUUUAUGCUUAAAAGCCAUUUCUGUUCAUUCUCUUAAAUAUUUAUAUUUCAUUUGUUUUGCACAGUUGCAUAUGUGCCCAUUUAAAAGAUUUGGGUAUACUUGAAAGAAACCAUAAAGUGGUAGCAGUAAAGUGCAGUCACAUUUGAUUAAUCAGUGUUUGAUAUAAUUGAAAGAGUUGAAUGAUAAACAAUCUUCCAGCGUGUAAAUGCCAUUGACUUCUGACCUGACAUUUAACAUAAUAAAAAUGAAACUAUUAUCCAUGUCAAAUACUUUAGUUUCUGGCUCUUAGAUUUAUCUAGUAACUCUACACUUGAAACAUCCUUUGUUAUACAUAAAGUUUUUUGAAACCUGCAGUGCUGAUUAUUAGGCUUUGUCAGAUUGUUGAACCAAUAUUUACAUCAUUAUUUAGCAAAACUUUCUGUAAAUAACCAUGCAUAAAUUACUUUCUGCAUCUUUUUCUCAGAAAUUGUGUCUAGAUAGAUAUCUCUUCAUUCAUUUUAAAUUAAGUGAACUUAAUAUAUAUAGAAAAUUUGGGUGUUAAAUAUAGUUUUAGGACAAAUUUUAAGAAAAUGUGGGUAUGCCACAUGUCCUUUAUAAGAAAAUCUUUUUUUUUUUUUUUUUUUUUAAAGGGACUUGACAGUUUUAGGGUUUCUCAAAUUAGAAGUUUGGUUUUUAGCAUUGUUCAUCUUAGAGAUUCUUGCAGGAAGAGAUUGUAUUAGAUAGUAUAUUUAUUUCAUUUAAGACAUUUUUGAAAAUUAAUUUUCUGAAUAAGAUACUCUCAUUUGCAUUUUGUCUUUUAAAAAGCCAAUAAAAAGUAUCUUUAAAUAUCAUUGUAAUAUUUUUUCCUUUAGAUGUUUAGUUUAAUUUAGCAAAUAAAAACUUGUGCUUUUAAUAGCUUCUUGCUUUCUGAUUGUAGGAUUAACUUGUAAAAAUCAUUUCCUGAAUUGAGAUAUGUGAAAUAUCUGUUUUCAAGUUAUGGAAAUGUGUCUGUGGAAUAUAGGGUGUGAGUGUUGCGAGAGUGUGUGUGAAUAUUAUUACAACUGGAAUCUAUUUCACAUUCAUAAGCUACUACAUUUUACAAAUCAUUUUAUGUCUCAUCUGUUUUCUCUUCAGUUAUAUCUUUGCUUUUGAAAUGCAACAUUAAAAAUGAUGGGAAUUAUCUUUUAAACUUAAAAAUCAGUUGAUACAGCUAUAUAGAACAUAUAAAAUAUAUUGCUUGUUUAUUAUUAGACACUGACUACUAAAAGAUACAUCUAAAACUAUUCAGGGUCAUUUUUCCAUUUCUGAAAAAAUAAAAUUUAUUAUGCUUUAUAACUUUUUUUGUAUUUCUCUGUAUUUUCUGAUUUAUUUCAUUGUCUUUGAUAAAUAAAACAUGUUUUGUUUUGCUAAUUGAGCCUCCUAUUUUCUUGUUUUCCCUCAUUUAUUCUCCUCCCCUGCUAGAAUUUUUAUUGUUUGUUAAAGUACCUGUGUUACACCCAUUGAAGUAAAACAAUAGCCUGGGGUAAAGAAACAAAAUGUUUGAUUUAGUUGCCUGAUUUGGAAAUUAAUUAAAGUUAAAAUUUACUUAGAAGAAAUGUGAACUCGUGCUAGGUCUCUUUAUUGCACAUUAAUUUUCCUGUAGACCUGUACUUUGUUCUUUGUAAUAGUUUUUAAUGAAAUUAAGCUAUGAUACAUAGUAAGUUAAAAUAUCUAGAUCAUCUAUCAUACAUCAAUUUAUUAAAAUUUUAUUUUUGUUUCUGUGGCGUUAAUACUUAGUUUCUGCAUGUGGAUGUUGACCCAAUGUCAAAACUUCACUUUUUGUUUUGAUUUUUUUUCCCCCCAAAUCUGUAAGAUUCAAGUGUGAUGUUACCUGAUCCUCUUUAAUUGGUACAAUUCAUUGGUAGUCUUAAAUCUCAUCAUCCAAUCAGGAGAAUCAGAAUAUUAUUUUAAAAAACAACAUUCUCUUCUGGAUUUAUCAGAUCCUACAUACUUCCCUUCAUUUCCUGUGAGCUUGGACAGAAUAGCUGCUGUUGUGUUUUGGAGAUACUUAAUUGCCUUUGCACCCUGCCUUAAAGAUUGAAAAUCAAAAUCCUUGUUAGGGUAUCUAUAAACAAUUUUUGAAUGAGUGUGAACUGGAGCUCGGAAGUUAAUACAAAAAAUAUAUUACAUUAUUUCUAUUAUAUUUGAAUAAGCUAGUUAUGGCCAGAAAAAUCCAUUUUUAUGUUUUUAUGAAGUAAACUGCAUUUAAGGUAAAAAUACAUUUUCUAUAUAGUGUGUUCAGGAUACAUCUUAGAAAUUAAAAGACAAAUUCUAUUAUAGUUGGUUAAAAUGAAAAUCUCUUUUUAAUAGAAAAAAAUACUAAUCUCUAGCCUUUUGAGUCUAUAAGCUAUAUCCCAUGCCUUUGAAGUUCAUAAAUUUUAACCUGUUAAGAUAAUAAUCACUAAUAUUUCCAGCAAAACCUCUGAUGACAGGAAAAGUGGAGUUCAGAAAGUCCAGUUGGAGAAAAAUUCAGGGUUUCUUAAUUUAAUAUAAUUAUUUUCAACUGGUCUAUACUGUCCCCAAAAGCACAAAGGUAAUGAUAGUGCAUCUGAUACUGUAUUUAACUAGAGUGACAUAUAUAUCCUGAGUUUGCUCAUAACAGAUCUGGUUAUUCCUAUUUCCUCACCUUAUGUAGUGCCUCCUCUCUCAUAAGUGUCCUAAUUUGGAGGAGAAAUUAUAUGAUCACCCUGUAUAUAACUCUACACUGUGCUGAGAAGUGACUGCCUAAACCCACUGCCCUUUGAGAGAAGUAACUGCAGUAUUAGGGCAGGAGUCACCUAAUCAGCCCUGCCUAGACACCCGUUUUUUUGGCCUGUAGAACACACAUGGUACUAUUUUUUUUUUCCUUUUUUUUUUUUUUUUUUAAAUAGAAGUUGUAUUGGAAUGAUUCCGCUUAUGGUCAAUAGUAAACAGUGAGCUUUUUGUAUGUUUAAACUGCUGUUAAUUGUUAUUUUAAUUGUUUGCUAUUUAAUUCUUCAAAUAGUCAUGAAAUAUUAGUGUAUUAUAUUCUAAAACCUCAUUCUUGAUAAAGUUCAACUGUUAGAGGAUAAUGUGCCAUUUAGUAUUGAAUGUCCUUGCCCAUAUAUAAAACAUGUUUUAUAUGUGUUAAUAAAGUUCAGUAAAUGUGGAAAUGUGAACCUGUCAUGCAUGUUUUUCAAAAUCAGUUUGAUUCACAAUAUAUUAUCACCACCUUGGCCUCACAAAAUGUUUAUAUGAUCAAACUUAUGUUACAUGAAAACAACUGGCAUGGAAUUAGGUUGGAGUGUGGGAAUAUCAUUUAACUUGUCACAGUAAUUUGUAUGUUGGGAGAUAGAUUGCAGUUUAAUUUUAAUAAAUGCAAAAGCAUCAGCUUUA
Messenger RNA from Globicephala melas (long-finned pilot whale), 5747 nucleotides. It is a transcript of the gene NDFIP2, whose product is annotated as Nedd4 family interacting protein 2. Gene Ontology annotation, molecular function: WW domain binding. Gene Ontology annotation, biological process: positive regulation of protein ubiquitination; vacuolar transport; metal ion transport. The record is from RefSeq and is a predicted model, not a curated record. Gene Ontology annotation, cellular component: perinuclear region of cytoplasm; Golgi apparatus; endoplasmic reticulum. NCBI's taxonomy places the organism in Eukaryota, Metazoa, Chordata, Mammalia, Artiodactyla, Delphinidae.